This is a messenger RNA of Colius striatus (speckled mousebird), 1104 nucleotides long. RefSeq names its product apolipoprotein A4 (gene APOA4). The record is from RefSeq and is a predicted model, not a curated record. Gene Ontology annotation, biological process: lipid transport; lipoprotein metabolic process. Bases 1 to 1104 code for a protein of 367 amino acids. Lineage: Eukaryota; Metazoa; Chordata; Aves; Coliiformes; Coliidae. Gene Ontology annotation, cellular component: extracellular region. Gene Ontology annotation, molecular function: lipid binding. The transcript is spliced from 3 exons.
AUGACUCUGAAGGUGGCUGCCUUCGUCCUGGUGCUCCUUGCGGUCUCAGGGGCUCGGGCUGAUGUCAACCCAGAUGAGGUGGCCAGUGUGCUCUGGAAGUACUUCACCGAGCUGGGCAGCAAUGCCAAGGAGACGGCGGAGCAGCUGCAGCAAGCUGAGAUCACCAAACAGCUCAACACUCUCCUGGAGAGCAACCUGCGGAGUGUCAACGCCUACGCCGAGGACCUGCAGCGGCGGCUGGUGCCCUUCGCCAAGGAGCUGCAGGCGCAGCUGGCGCAGGACUCGCAGCGGCUGAAGGAGCAGAUCCGGCAGGAGCUGGCGGAGCUGCAGGCCAAGCUGGCGCCCUACGCCGACGAGGUGCACCAGCAGAUUGGCACCAACAUCCGCCAGCUGCAAGCCAAGCUGAGCCCCUAUGCCGAGGAGCUGCGCUCCCAGGUGGACCGUGGCGCCGGGGAGCUGCGGCAGGCGCUCGAGCCCUACGCCACCGAGCUGCGGGACCGGCUGCAGGAGAACACCGAGAGCAUCCAGGCCUCCCUCAGCCCCUACGCCGACCGGCUGCAGCAGCAGAUCGACGGCGGGGUGGAGGGCCUGAAGGAGAAGCUGGCUCCCCUGGCCGACGAGCUGAAGGCACAGGUGGAGCAGAGCGUGCAGGAGCUGCGGCGCGGGCUCAGCCCCUACACCCAGGAGGUGCAGGACGGCCUCAACCGGCAGCUGGAGAGCCUGACGGCACAGAUGGAGCGGGUGACGGAGGAGCUGCGCACCCGCCUGGCUGCCAGCUCGGAGGAGCUGCGGGCCCAGCUCAGCCCGCUGGUCCAGGAGCUGCGGCAGAUAGCCAGCAGUGAUGCGGAGAGCCUGCAGCAGCGGCUGGCCCCGCUGGCCCAGCAGCUGGAGGAGCGCAUGGGGCAGACGGUGGAGGCUUUCCGGCAGCAGGCGGCCCCCUUCGGCCAGGACUUCGGGCGGCAGCUGGUGGAGCGGCUGGAGGAGAUGCGGGGCAAGCUGGACUCGGGCGCUGCUGGCCUGGAGGACCACCUGGAGCUGCUGGAGAAGGAGGUGCGGGAGAAGGUGGCCGCCUUCCUCAGCACUGCCCAGCUGCCAGAGAACUGA